AAACGCCGCCGCCUCGCCAAAGGCGAAGCGAGCUGUGAUUGGCGUGCGCAGCUGGGGGAGCGGACGGGACUUGCAGGGACUGGCGGGGCGGAGAGGGGGAGUCGGCCAGGGCAACGCGAGCGCCGGGGAAGAGGCACAGGCGCCGGCGCGGCGUUAUGGCUCCGCUGGCUGGCGUCUUCGCAGCCGCCGCGCGCAUGUGGCCGUAGCCGAGGCAGGGUCGGUGGGGGGAGCCCACGCCAACCAUGCUGUCCAGGAAGGGGAUCAUCCCGGAGGAGUACGUGCUGACCCGGCUGGCCGAGGAUGUCCCCGAUCACACGCGCUACCGCGCCCGGGAGCGGAGGGCCAGGUUCGUGGGCAAAAACGGCGCGUGCAAUGUGGCGCACAAGAACAUCCGGGAGCAGGGCCGCUUCCUGCAGGACGUCUUCACCACCCUGGUGGACCUGAAGUGGCCCCACACGCUGAUCAUCUUCACCAUGACCUUCCUGUGCAGCUGGCUGCUCUUCGCUAUGAUCUGGUGGCUCAUCGCCUUCGCCCACGGGGACUUGGACCACAGCACUCAGCAGCUGCACCUUCAAGCCGGGGAUGAGAGGCUGGCAGCGACGGCGGCCCCCUUUGUGCCCUGCGUAACCGACAUCCAUUCCUUCACCUCCGCCUUCCUCUUCUCCAUCGAGGUGCAGGUGACAAUCGGCUUCGGGGGACGCAUGGUGACCGAAGAGUGCCCCGUCGCCAUCCUCGUCCUCAUCGUGCAGAACAUCGUGGGGCUGGUGAUCAACGCCAUCAUGCUGGGCUGCAUUUUCAUGAAGACCUCGCAAGCGCACCGCCGAGCCGAGACCCUUAUCUUCAGCAAGCACGCCGUGAUCGCGCUGCGCGAGGGGAAGCUCUGCUUCAUGCUGCGCGUGGGCGACCUGCGCAAGAGCAUGAUCAUCAGCGCCUCCAUCCGCAUGCAGGUGGUGAAGAAGACCACCAGCCUGGAGGGCGAAGUGGUGCCCCUCAACCAGAUCGAGAUCCAGAUGGAGAACCCGGUGGGGGGCAAUAGCAUCUUCCUGGUCUCGCCGCUCAUCAUUUACCACGUGAUAGACAAGAAUAGCCCCCUGUACGAAGUAGCUCCAACCAACCUUACUCACCAUGAGGACCUGGAGGUGAUUGUCAUCCUAGAAGGGGUGGUGGAAACCACCGGCAUCACCACCCAAGCCAGGACCUCCUACCUGGCUGAUGAAAUACUUUGGGGCCAAAGGUUUGUGCCCAUUGUAACCGAGGAGGAUGGGCAAUACUCUGUGGACUAUUCCAAGUUUGGCAACACUGUGAAGGUGCCCACUCCAUCCUGCACAGCCAGGCAGCUGGAAGAAGACCGGAGUAUCAUGGACACCAUUUCCUUGUCACCCAGAGGCACCAUCAGGAAAAGAUCUGUUAGGUUAAAGCCCAUAUUUACCAUAGCUGGAGAGACUUCAUGACAGCUCUGUCAACUUGGCUGUUGUAUCAGGCAUAACAAAAUCAGAGGCAGCCUUUCAGGUUGGUUCCACCAGUAUAUGCGAUAUUUGUGGUGCAAGACAAAAUGUAUGACUCGGUAUCUGAGGACAACUGAGCAUACAUAAAGCUUUCUUCAACUUUUGUAUGUACUGUAUUUGCACUUAAGAUGGGUCAACCUCCCAGAGAGAGAGAUACUUUUUUGGGGGUGGGGAGAACUUAUUUUCUAUGUAUUGGAUUGUAUUAUUUCAGAUCCACCACGGAAAGGGUACUAAUAAUCAGGUAUUCAUAUUUAUGAAAAGACAGUGUAGACACAAGAAUGCCCAUUUAUGUGGCAGUGGUUUAUGUACUGAAUGAAUAAAUAUAUUAAUUUAAUUCAUAAAUGAUACUGCAUGCUUUCUUUUAUUGCCAGUGAAUUGGAAGAUCUAUUGGCUUACAGUAUUCAUGGAUCCUAUAAUGAAGUUAAUUCCACUUGUGUUUACCUGUUGUGUUAGGGCAUAUGGAAAAAGAUUUUUAAAAAUUAGACAGUUAGGAGGGAAAGCAGUCACAGUUGUGGGCGGCAGAGGAAAAACUGAUUUUUGCAUAGUACAAUCCUAUCCAAAUCUACUCAAAAGUAAGUUCCAUUGAGUUAGCAAGGGCUUAUUUCUAAGUCGUGAAUAUAGAAUCUUAACUUCGGUGGGUUUAUAGAGUGCCACAAUCACCCUCUGCUGCUACCCCAAUCUUUUUAUUGUAAAACUAAACACUGUAUCUUACUUGUAUGAGUAAUAUUGAAUUGGUAGAUCCAUUAAUGUUGGCUGCCUUUAUGUAACUUAACUGCAGGAUUAGAUCCAUCUGUUCAAAUGUUAUAGCUAAAAUUGAUCUUUCCAGCCAUUUGGAAAAACAUGGACAUUUUUAAGGAAAUAAUACUGUGUAACCAGCUGGUUUGAACUUCCUAGUUGUCUUGACUUUCAACUCCAACAAUAUUCACCAACAAGUAGAAGCAGUAGGGCUGACAAUUCACUGGUGACAUUGUAAUCCUAGCUGUGAUGUGAAUUCCCAUCUCUAUCACAUGGCAUCAUUAGUAAGCUUUCAUUCAUUUUAUUUAUUUUAAGUGACAGUUUUUUAAAAAAGCCUGCAAUGUCUAAUUGUUGCAGUGUUGGACUUGGAUGAGGGAGACCAAGAUUCAAAUUCUACUCAACCAUAAAACUCACUGGUGACCCUGGGCCAGUCACUCUCUUGCUCUAGCCAUACCUACCUCACAGAGUUCCUCUAUCUAUGCUACCUUGUCUUUCUUGGGCAAAAGCAUGCUAGAAAUAAAAUAAAUGUACUUUAUAUUAAUUGGUGCAGAAUGAGGACAUAUUGGGGAGAGGGGGGCAAUUAAUCAAUUUAUCAAUAAUAAAGAGAUCCUACUGAAUUGCCCUGUGGGACUUACCACAUUUUCAAUUAUGGAAGUGAUUUGACAGAAUACAUCAGGAGCUUAAUUAAUCUAAUAGAUGUACAGAAAUUAGAGAAAUUAGAUUCCACAAUUAAUACUAUUAAGGAUUAAGCAUGGUGAUGUUAUCAAAAAAGGUGUUACCUUAUUUGCCAAACAGCAUACUAUAUGCAUUGUAUUCCAAAAAUAAAGUCUUAAUGUCUUUAAAAUUAGCAUGUAUAAAUUUUAUUAUAAUUGCAUGCUUUACUUUUUUCUUGUAAUAAUAAGAGAACAUUUUUAUGUCAUCUGCACAGUAAAUCAGAAAUGUCUGUGGCAUGGAAUAAAGUGGCAUAACCAUGUUAAUUUUAUAGACCAAUAACCACAAAAUUAAAAGGUGCAUUUAUUUU
Molecule: messenger RNA, 3261 nt
Organism: Candoia aspera
Lineage: Eukaryota; Metazoa; Chordata; Lepidosauria; Squamata; Candoiidae
Gene: KCNJ11
Product: potassium inwardly rectifying channel subfamily J member 11
Exons: 1
Coding region: 243-1451 (402 amino acids)
Biological process (GO): regulation of monoatomic ion transmembrane transport; potassium ion import across plasma membrane
Cellular component (GO): plasma membrane
Molecular function (GO): ATP-activated inward rectifier potassium channel activity
Source: RefSeq, a predicted model, not a curated record